AAACACUUCCGAAGGCAAAGCGUCAUGUUGGUUAAUGUAUUACGAUUUGAAUAGUUAUUUUGUGUAGAUACAUAUUUAUUCAUGAAAUAUAUCAACAACUUUGUCUUCAAUUAUUCUAUUUUGUAUAUGAAACGACACUUGAUUCGUCAGUUUACAUAUGUUUAAAAAAGCGCGAGAUCAAUUUAGAUGUGAAAAUAAUUAUUACAUUCAACGUAACAAGAAGCAAGAUUCUCUACGGUUAACAUUAGCCGACGCAUCAAAAUUUUCGACUGAAUAAUUUAUUUAUAAAAUGGCCGGUAAUUUUUGGCAAAGCUCCCAUCAUCAACAAUGGUUACUGGAUAAACAAGAUUUGGUUAGAGAACGACAGCAUGAUCUAUCAAUAUUAACCGAAGAAGAAUAUCAGAAACUGUUCAUUUUCUUCUCUAAUUUGAUACAAGUUUUGGGAGAACAAUUGAAGUUAAGGCAACAAGUGAUAGCUACCGCGACAGUUUACUUCAAGCGAUUUUAUGCUCGCAACAGUUUGAAGUGCAUAGAUCCUUUAUUGUUAGCUCCUACUUCAGUUUUCUUAGCAUCGAAAGUGGAAGAAUUUGGGGUAAUUUCUAAUACUAGACUGAUAACAAUAUGCCAAACUGUAGUUAAAAAUAAAUUUAAUUACGCGUAUUCGCAAGAAUUCCCAUAUCGCACAAAUCAUAUUUUGGAAUGUGAAUUUUACCUAUUGGAACAUUUGGAUUGUUGUUUAAUAGUAUACCAACCGUACCGUCCCUUAUUAACAUUAAUUCAAGAUGUGGGACCGGAUGAUCAAUUACUUACUCUUGCAUGGCGUAUUAUUAAUGAUAGUUUAAGGACUGACGUGUGCUUAUUAUAUCCGCCUUAUCAAAUAGCAAUCGGCUGUCUGCAAAUAGCCUGUGUAAUAUUACAGAAAGAUCACAAAUCGUGGUUUGCAGAAUUAAAUGCAGACAUGGAGAAGAUUCAGGAAAUAGCACGAUAUAUAAUAAAUUUGUAUGAUUUGUGGAAUAGGUUUGACGAGAAGGAGGAGAUUCAAGGCUUAUUAUCGAAAAUGCCGAAACCAAAAGCUGCGCCACAGCGCUGACAACAAGUUCUCUCUUUGCCGAAUGUCUGGGAUGUUGUUUCAUGUUAAGUUUUAACGACUGUUUGAAACUCUAUCCUUCGUCCCAUACGCUGCUCUAUCGGAUACAUACAGAGAUGCAUUAACAACGAAUAUAUAUUUCGCGUUCUGCAUUUGUAUCUGGAUGAAAAUACCAUUUUUUUUUAUUCAUAUUGAAAUGUCCUGAAAGUAAGUCGCGAAUAGUAGCAACGCCAUCGAUCGACAUUGUUUUACGCUCUCGACGCAAUAACGGCGUACUUCGGGGGAAAUAAAAUUGUAUCGAUUUAUGAGAAUUAUAUUGUAAUUCACAUGAUAGAAAUAAUAAAAAAAAAGAAACAAGUCUUUUUGGCACUGCAGUUAGAAAAAAAUUUCUCUUGCCAGUCCAUUUCGAGGAUUCCUUCUCCAGUUUUUCUAGGCACUUUAUUUUUCGAAACGAUUUGCAGUAUCGCUAUUUAAGAAACGUAGCGUUCGUAAAAUGUUUCUUCCUCGCCGCAACGACUCUUCCGCUCGA
This is a messenger RNA of Dinoponera quadriceps, 1616 nucleotides long. RefSeq names its product cyclin-C (gene CycC). The record is from RefSeq and is a predicted model, not a curated record. The transcript is spliced from 5 exons. Gene Ontology annotation, biological process: positive regulation of transcription by RNA polymerase II. The coding region runs from base 290 to 1090 and encodes 266 amino acids. NCBI's taxonomy places the organism in Eukaryota, Metazoa, Arthropoda, Insecta, Hymenoptera, Formicidae. Gene Ontology annotation, molecular function: cyclin-dependent protein serine/threonine kinase regulator activity. Gene Ontology annotation, cellular component: nucleus; mediator complex.